AUGCACGAGGCAUUCCAGGUGGAAAUCCGAAGUCGUGGCAUCAACCACAAGCUUCUUCUGAAGUCGGAAGGGAGAAACAUGCAGCAUGUGGCGGGCGCCGCUUUUCGGGCAAUUCUGCAGAACAUCCAGGCCCUUGAGUUGUCCUUUGCCACCAAAGCAGUGGAAUGCUUCAGAAGCGCCGGCGAGGGCCAGCUCAACUACGACAAGACCAUGCAGGCGCUCGGCACCCUGGAGCUCACGGACUUCUUGGGAGAAAUGAGAGAGGCCCAAGGAACAGCAGCACGAGAAGCGAACACAGGUGUCCUGCUGGGCUCGGGUUCUGAGUACCGGCGGCUCUGGACGCUCUGGAGCGAGAACCAGUCUGCGAAUGAACAGUGCUUUCUUUUCAUCGCCUGGCGGGCACAUCGCUUUAGUGAGCCUUCCUUCGUCAAGGAGAUUGCUAUGCCCCUCUUCCAAAUCUUGGACCACAACAGCGAUCAGCUGAUAACCGCUGAGGAGCUGGAGGAAGCCAUCAUGUCGGAGGAUCCGCAGAAACAGCUGACGGAAGAGGCCCGGGCCGAUGCGAAGAAGCUGAGGUCGGAGCUCAAAGAGCUUUUGCUGUAUCAUUGCGAUGCCGCAGCGCCCAACGGAAGCAAAGGGGUCGACUUCCCCGCAUUUUUGGCUUUCAUCUGCGAUGCGCAGGACAAGUGUGCCAUGCGCCGCUACACGUCAAAAGGCCCCGUGGAGUGUAUGGCCCGCUACCACAAGGGCGUUGUGUUCCUGCGCCCUGUGAAUGUGGCCGAGUGUGCCCAACCCCAGGAGCAAGAGGCUCUUGGGCGGUUUUUGUGGGCUUGGUGUCGAGAUGUUUCGACUCGUCUCGCCCAAUCCCAAAAAGCCCCGGCCGCCCCCAAAGUCACAUGUUUUUUGCCAGCCCGACUUGGUUGGUGGCUGCAAGACUCAGGCUCUCUUUAUUCUAAAGCCCCAAAGGCACAAACCCUAAGUUUACAGGCCUGA
Messenger RNA from Symbiodinium sp. CCMP2592, 993 nucleotides. NCBI's taxonomy places the organism in Eukaryota, Dinophyceae, Suessiales, Symbiodiniaceae. The record is from the annotation of a GenBank genome assembly.